Messenger RNA from Klebsormidium nitens, 1229 nucleotides. The record is from the annotation of a GenBank genome assembly. NCBI's taxonomy places the organism in Eukaryota, Viridiplantae, Streptophyta, Klebsormidiophyceae, Klebsormidiales, Klebsormidiaceae.
CCAGUGUGCACCAAGUGCCCACUUCGCAAGCCUUCAAAAAUCCUCUUUCUUCUCACCAGCUUUGGCGCGGGACGGAAGGCGCUGCAAGUUCAACUUGCAAGGAAGCCUUCAUUCUUUGUCCACAAGGUUCUGCGUCUCCUUCUUCUUUUCCUCGCGACUGCUGCAUCAACAUAUUCGCCACCAUUUUGCUGGAAGCGGUUGAUCGAAGGGCGGGUGGGGGCUACCAGGUUGAUAAGGCCCACGAAGGGCACACAGAUGCUGUUGUGGUCCUGGUCUGCCACUAAGCCAGAUCCGGCGCUUUCAGUGGUUCGCUCCACUGUACUUAAUAGCAAUAUAACACCAAGAUCGUGGUUUGGCAGCACCCUUCUGCCAUGGAGUCGGGGGGGGUUGCAGGGCGGCGCGUCCAAAGCAACGAGAAGUUCCUGGAGUGGUUGAGGGGCAUACAAGGUGAGAAGCGGGACAGCCUGUCGCGAGGCCACAGCCCGGACGAACCAAAGUCGUCGUCUCACAGAGUGAAGAGCAGCGCACCCGGUAGUCCAGGCGCCACUGACCUAAGCAAAAAGUCAAAGAGCGGCAAGCGGCGAAAGAGCCUGGACGCGGAUGGACCCCACGCCAAGCGGGCGUCGGGGAAAGUUGCGCGAAAGUCUGGGGCAGCGGCCGGCAGGACAGUGCGGAACAAGGCCCUGGAGAAAGUGAGGGGGCGGCGGGGGGGCUCUGCCGACAGCCGGGAGGGGAGUCGGAAAAGAGGGCGAGAGGAGGCGGAGGAUAUGCGCGAGGACACGCCGGAGCCGUCGCUGAAGGGCGUCAAGCAGUCCCGGCGGAUCGCGUCCCGGAAGAAGGAGAAGAAGGAGGUACCGAUCCUGAAGAUGCCCAAGCUGCAAGUGCAGCUGUCGCGGCAAGAGAUCAUGGACGAUUUUAUUGCCAUCACGGGCCGGCGCCCGCAGGGGAAGCCCAAAAAGUCGCUCAUCCUGUCUUACGGUUUGGCUCUCUGUAGCAGUUUACAAUCUGGAACAACAGCGCGAUAUUACUGACACCAAGCUACCGGAACCUCGUUUAUCUGGGACGCUCAUACGAAUGGAGGUUUCUUCUUUAUCAAGGUUUUGUUGAACGGUAGUGUAAGUUGAAUGAAUCUGGUCAUGGACUCAAUUGACCUUGAUUCAGUUACCAGUUCACUUCUUUAUGUGCAUCUACGUGCACCAAUUCAAGGAGAUCCGGCAUCUUAUCGGACG